AUGGCGGUGUCCGCGCCGCCCGUCAUCGCCGCAACUUCCAGCGGCGGCGGCGCGGGGGGCUCGGCGGGCUUGUUCCGGGCGGACCCGCUGUACUCCAGCCCCGCGGAGUCCCCGCGCCUCACCAACAGCCUCGUCAACACUUUCCUCUCGGCCGGCGGCGGCGGGGCCGGCGCGGGCGGCGGCGGCGGCGGCAACGAGUGUAAGAUGGUCGACCUGCACGGGGUGAAGGUGGCCUCGUUCCUCGUGGAGGGGCAGGAGCUGAUCUGCCUGCCGCAGGUCUUUGAUCUCUUCCUCAAGCACCUGGUGGGAGGGCUGCACACGGUCUACACCAAGCUGAAGCGGCUGGAUAUAUCGCCCGUGGUGUGCACGGUGGAGCAGGUCCGCAUCCUGCGCGGGCUGGGGGCCAUCCAGCCCGGCGUCAAUCGCUGCAAGCUCAUCACCAGGAAGGACUUCGAAACUUUGUACAACGACUGCACCAACGCGAGCUCCCGCCCAGGACGACCCCCCAAGCGCUCCCUGGGAGUGGCGAUCCAGGAAAAUGCACGGCUGCUGCCCCACGGAGUUCCAGGCCUCUUAUCACCAGGGCUUAUCUCUCCAACAGGUCUGACAGCAGCUGCCAUGGCAGAGGCUAUGAAGUUACAGAAAAUGAAACUUAUGGCCAUGAACAGCCUUCAUGGAAGUGGGAGUCAAAAUGGAACAGAGUCAGAAAAUGAAGAGCUCAAUUCUAAUGCAGGUGGGAGCGAAUCCUCCUGGGACAAAGACAAGCUGCAGUCUCCCAUCACGACGGGAUCCCAGCACAGCCUUGGUCACCCCACGCUGUCGGGGCAGUCGAGCCUUGGGAGCGCACACCCGCUCAGCCCUCUGCAGCAGAACCACCUGCUCACCAACAGGAUAGACCUGCCCUUCAUGAUGAUGCCGCACCCCCUGCUCCCCGUCAGCCUCCCCCCAGCCUCGGUGGCCAUGGCCAUGAACCAGAUGAACCAUCUCAACACCAUUGCCAACAUGGCAGCAGCAGCACAGAUGCACAGCCCCCUGUCCAGGGCAGGGGCCUCCGUCAUCAAGGAGAGGAUCCAGGACAGCCCUUCCCCGGCGCCGUCCCUGGAGGACAGCCAGCGGCCGGGCAGCCACGCGUCCUCCCACCCCAGCAGCAGCGUGUCCAGCUCCCCGUCCCAGCUGGACGCCACUCCCGACAGGAUCGCCAUGCUGACCAACAGCAGGGAAGGAGAACUCAUUGACCAAGAAACUGGGACCAGCCUAAAAAAAAUACAGAAGGAGAAAGAAGAGGUCCAAAUUGCCAUUCCAAUAAUGAAACCAACCUUAGAUAAAGUCCAACUGGCUGGACAGGCCUUGCCUCCUGGAUUUCCGGCGCCAUUUCUUUUUGCUGAUGGUCUUUCAUCAGUAGAAACACUAUUAACCAACAUUCAGGGCCUGCUGAAAGUGGCUGUGGACAAUGCAAGAGUCCAAGAAAAGCAGAUACAGCAGGAAAAGAAAGAGUUAAAGAUGGAGCUUUGUAGAGAGCGAGAACUAAGAGAGAGUUUGGAAAGGCAACUCACAGCUGAGCUGCAAAGCAGAGCCACAAUUCAAAAACGCUUGAAGAAAGAGAAGAAGGCAAAGAGAAAAUUGCAGGAAGCUUUGGAAUUUGAAUCCAAGAGAAGAGAACAAGUGGAACAGGCUCUUAAACAGGCCACAUCAGGUGACGGUCUCAGGAUGUUAAAUGAUGCUGGAAUCCCAGAUAUGGAAAUAGAACACAACGGAACCCAGCAUGACAGUGCAGCGAUGCAAGAAAACAGAACAUACAUCAAACCGACCAUUAUGUACUGA
Cinclus cinclus is the source of this 1821-nucleotide messenger RNA. It is a transcript of the gene DACH2, whose product is annotated as dachshund family transcription factor 2. The record is from RefSeq and is a predicted model, not a curated record. Bases 1 to 1821 code for a protein of 606 amino acids. Lineage: Eukaryota; Metazoa; Chordata; Aves; Passeriformes; Cinclidae. The transcript has 12 exons.